This is a messenger RNA of Morus notabilis, 1292 nucleotides long. Its product is annotated as sufE-like protein 1, chloroplastic/mitochondrial. The transcript has a single exon. The coding region runs from base 148 to 1290 and encodes 380 amino acids. Lineage: Eukaryota; Viridiplantae; Streptophyta; Magnoliopsida; Rosales; Moraceae. The record is from RefSeq and is a predicted model, not a curated record.
CCUUUGUUCAGUUCAUUAAUCCUGACCGCGAAUUUUUCUCUCUCCAAACAAUCAAAAGCAGCUCAAAUCUUUCUUUCCCCUCUGUUUGGAUUCCGAGAAUCGUCGCGAAACUCCGAGAAAACAAAGCAAGAAAUACUCAGAAAAACCAUGUCCUCUUGUUCUUCCAUUUCCUCCUCCUUCCGUCUCUUCACCACCAAAAUCCCAACCUCCUCCUUCCUCCCCCGCAGAUCCCCAAACCCCCAACCUUUCCUCUUCUCGCGACGAAUCACCUUCGAGAGAAUCGCCGCCGCCAAUCCGCCGCCACUAUCAGUCUCGGUCUCAUCUCCAAGCCCGACUUCACUGCAAGCCGCCGAGGAAGAACUCCCUCCGAAGCUUCGAGAAAUCGUACGGCUCUUCCAGUCCGUACAGGAGGCGAAGGCGAAGUACGAGCAGCUUCUCUUCUACGGAAAGAACCUGAAGCCUCUGGAGGAGGUUCAUAAGACGAGGAAGAAUAAAGUCGAAGGUUGUGUUUCGCAGGUAUGGGUAAGGGCUUACCUUGAUUCGGAGAGGAACGUGGUUUUCGAGGCGGAUUCGGAUUCGGUACUCACCAAGGGACUGGCGGCUCUGCUGGUUAAUGGAUUGUCCGGCCGGCCCGCGGAGGAGGUGGUUAGGAUUUCGCCGGAGUUCGUUGUGCUGUUAGGGCUUCAGCAGAGCUUGACGCCGUCGAGGAAUAAUGGAUUCUUGAACAUGUUAAAGUUGAUGCAGAGAAAGGCACUCGAGUUGCUCGUGGAAGCCGAAAAGGGCAAGGGAAGCUCAAAUUCGGAGGCGAAAAGCGAUUUUGGGGAGAAAAUUGAGGGUUUUGAGGGUCGAGUGGGGGUGGAAACGAGCGGAAGAAGCGAAAUUGGGCCGAAUUCGGAGCUGAAAAGCAUUGAUGAAGUCGAAAGUUCCGGUUUUGGAGAGAAAUCUGAGGGUUCGGCGGUUCGAACGAGCGCGACGAGCGAAAUUGGGGCGAAUUCGGGGAAUUUGGGAAGCAGGGGAAUGAGGGUUAGGGAGAAAUUGCAGAAGGAGCUUAGUCCUGUGGAGUUGGAAGUGGAGGAUAUAUCAUAUCAGCAUGCUGGGCAUGCUGGGGUGAGAGGAAAUGAUGAUGGAGAAACUCAUUUCAAUGUGAGAAUUGUGUCAAAGGAGUUUGAAGGGAAGAGUUUGGUGAAGAGGCAUAGGCUUGUUUAUGGGUUGUUGCAGGAGGAGUUGGAGAGUGGGCUCCACGCCUUGUCAAUUGUGGCAAAGACGCCUUCUGAAAUUGGUGGGCAAUGAAG